This is a messenger RNA of Penicillium odoratum, 2580 nucleotides long. Its product is annotated as putative APSES transcription factor (MbpA). The transcript has 3 exons. Gene Ontology annotation, cellular component: MBF transcription complex; SBF transcription complex. The annotation marks the transcript as partial. Gene Ontology annotation, molecular function: DNA binding; protein binding; transcription coactivator activity. The record is from RefSeq and is a predicted model, not a curated record. Lineage: Eukaryota; Fungi; Ascomycota; Eurotiomycetes; Eurotiales; Aspergillaceae.
CUCGACAUGUCCUACUCACAAAGCAGCAUUGGGUCAUUGAAUGGACCAAUUCACAAUUUACUGAAUAACUCCCAAUCUCUCUCUUCUACCCCUCGAGCAACGCCUCCGCCCCCCAGAGGCUCUCAGAUGUCCUCUCAUAAUAUGUCCAACGGUGCUUCGCGAAAUAGUUAUGGGGGCUAUGAUGCACAAAAUGAUAACGGGUCGACGAUGUCCUACCAGGAGGAGUAUACUCCACAGAUAUAUCGUGCCGUUUACUCGAAUAUACCUGUCUACGAGGUGGAAGUCAACGGGAUUGCAGUCAUGAAACGCCGUGAAGAUUCAUGGCUGAAUGCGACUCAGAUCUUGAAAGUUGCGGGUGUUGUCAAGGCUCGCCGAACCAAAACCCUGGAGAAGGAAAUCGCUGCCGGGGAACAUGAGAAAGUGCAGGGUGGUUAUGGAAAGUACCAAGGUACUUGGGUGAACUACAAAAGGGGUGUGGAGCUGUGCCGGGAAUACCAUGUGGAAGAACUAUUGCGACCUCUGCUCGAGUAUGAUAUGAGCCCCGAUGGUCCUGGUGGCCCGUCCCAGGGAACACUGGACACACCAACCAAAGAACAAGCAAUGGCAGCACAGCGCAAGCGGUUGUACAGUGGAGCAGAGAACCGCAGCUCAUCACAGCCUCAACAAGGAACCUUUUUUCAAAAUAUAUCUCGCACUGCUGCCACCGCUGUGAACGCCAUCAGCAAAGCUCGAUUCGAUUCUCCAAAUACCAGCAACCGUCGCCCCAGUGUGGUUCGCAAGCCAUCGCAACAGAUGAGCAGCCAGGAGUCUCAGAUGGCGUUUAGCAGCCAGAGCACCUAUGGCAUGCCUGACAGCGGAUUCAAUAGCAUGCAGAACCGCUAUCUGGCUCAAGAUGAUACUGAUGAUAUUGCCGAGCCUCCUCGCAAACGUUUUCGCUCAGCUUCACAUCAGGGUCCGCCAAUUGGAUUGCCCCGAGAGCCAUCUAAUUUAUCUAUGCACGAACCUACCCCCACCGAACCCAAUGACUCCUUCUACCAAGAUCUUGAUCUCCCACCCCCACCAAUGGAUGAUGGCCAAAAACGUGGUGUCGAAGCUCUGGGCCCGGCCACUACACCAGAAAAGUUCCAAAAAAUGAAGCUGCUGAUGACUCUGUUUCUCGAUAAGCGGGCGAAGGAUUUCACCAACCACCCAGCUCUCACACAGUUGUCAGGUGAAGACCUUGAGAUCCCGCUUGAUGAAUACCGAAACACCGCCCUUCAUUGGGCUGCGAUGCUGGCACGCAUACCUUUGGUUCAAGCGCUGGUAGAUAGAGGAGUCAACAUCAGCCGUGUCAAUUAUGUUGGUGAAACUGCCCUACAAAAGUCCGUGGGAACACGAAACAACCUUGACUACCGAAGUUUUCCACGUCUUCUCCAGAUACUUGCCCCAACAAUUGAUAUGGUUGAUUAUACGGGUCGAACCAUUCUACAUCACAUUGCCGUCAUGGCUGCGACAGGUGGUGGGGGGCAUGUCUCCGCAAAACAUUAUCUGGAAUCUCUCUUAGAAUUCAUCGUUCGACACGGAGGGAUAUCUUCGACCACCAAUGGCGAUAGUACACAAAACGGAUCACAGGGGAAUGGUGUCAUCUCGCUGGGUCGAUUCAUCUCAGAGAUUGUCAACCUACGUGAUGACCAGGGAGAUACUGCCUUAAACCUUGCUGGACGUGCACGCUCGGUCCUGGUUCCACAGCUGUUGGAGGUCGGCGCCGAUCCUCAUAUUCCCAAUCACACUGGUCUUAGGCCUGCUGAUUAUGGAGUGGGUGUUGAUAUGGUUGAUGGUCAUGCACAGUCGCAGCAAGCCGGAAGUCGAGGUGAUUCCUUUAUUGAUCAGCUGGCGAAAUCGAAGAAGGAAAUUCUGGAUGCGACCAUGAGUCAAAUCAGCACGAUGGUUGAAGACGCGCUAGGAGGAAUCGAUCGAGAACUAGCCUCAAGCCUAAGACAAAAGCAAGAAAAGUUUGAUCACUGGCAUGGGAAGAUCCGUGAGUCCGCUAAGGCUCGUCAGAUUGAACAGAAGGAAUUAGAUGAAUUGAAGCGGAAAGGGACUGAGCGAGUUGAACUUGAACGACGCAUCAAGAAUCUGAAUCGUUCCUCUGAUAGCUUAAUGGCUAUAUUAAAGGAAACGCAGGACAGUGAUAUUUCUCAAAUUACCCUUGUCGGUGAUGCGGACAAGGACUCGGGUGUGGAUGUCGCAGCGUUUGACGCUUUAUUCACAGAGACAUUUGACCCAUCGUCUGGGUUUUCCGAGCAGCAGCGGGCCUUCUUGGCCGCAUUGCCUGCGCCGGAUAUUCUGAAGCGCCGCCUUGAUCUCUACCAAGAGUUCCUUGCUAGUGUAACAGAUGAAGUUGAUAAUCUCAAGGCCAAGAAUGCGGUUCUGGGCCAGAAUUAUCGGCGCAUGGUGAUGGCAUGCACGAGUUGGACCGCUGAGCAAGUGGAUGACGCAGCGGACGGGUUGACUCAAUGCGUCAAGGAGUUGAACGAUAACCCCGUUCCAGAGGAUGAGGCUAUUGAGAUUUUGAUGCGGGAUCGUGGCCAGGAUUGGUAA